AUGCGGACACAGCCGCUGCCAGCAGGAGCAGCAGCUGCUGCAGCUGCGGGCGCAGCCAAAGCGCCCAGCAGCAGCAGCAGCAGCAGCAGCAGCAGCAGCAGCAGCAACAGCAGCAGCAGCAGCAGCAGCAACGCGGAGGAAACCGCUGCAGAAGGGGGUGCAUCAGCUGCAGAAGCAGAAGCCGAGGCAGCAGCAGCAGCAGCAGCAGCAGAAGCAGCAACAGCAGCAGCAGAAGCUUUGCUGCCGCCUUUGCGUCUAGAGUAUUGCUUCGCCCCGUUUUGCCUGGAGCUGUGUUUGCUGCCGCUUGCUGCAGCACACCGCGUGCUGCUGCCGUGCCUGCUGCUGCUGCUGCUGCAGCUGCCGCUGCGGCUGCGGGAGGUCUGCCAGCUGCUGCUGCAGUCCCGCCGCAGCAGCAGCUGCUGCUUGGGAGAACUGCCGCAAAGUCUUGAAAGCUGGCUGCCCCACAUUGGAGCUGUUGCAGUUUGCUGCUGCUUGGGGGCCCUUGUGGGGUUUGGGCGUUCCGUGCUGCUGCUGCUGCAGCAAAUGCAGCUGCUGCACUUGGAGCAGCUGCGGCUGCUGCUGCUGCGCGAGCCGCUGCUGCCGCUGCUCUCCCCAGCUGUUCUCGUGGCAGUUCUCGGCGCAGCUCUUUCGCUGCUGCUGCUGCUGCUGCAGUCCUUCGGAGACAGAAGCCAGGAUGACAGCGUACGCAGCAGCAGCAGCAGCAGCAGCAGGAAGAGGCGUAGCAGCAGCAGCAGCAGCAGCAGCAGCAGCAGUGUGCUGUGGGUGAUUUUGCUGCUUUGUCUGCAGCUGCAGGCAGUUCACGAAAUCGCUGAGAGAGAAGUCAGUGCCUUCGAAUUCAAUUUCGACAUCCUCCAGACCCAGGGGCCGCUGCUGCCUCGCGUUGUUGCUGCUCCGCCUGCGGAGCGGCGGCAGCCGUGGCUGCUGCGGCUGCUGUCGAGGUGUUUGUCGCCGCUGCAGCAGCUGCAGCAGCAGCAGCAGCUGCUGCAGCAGCUGCCCGCGCAGCAGCAGCCCAAGUGGCAGCUCUGGGAGCUGCUGCAGCAGCUGCUGCUGCCGCCGCUGCUGCCCAUUGAAGGGGGGCUUUCGGACUUGCCGCUGCUGCAGGGAGGUGUAGAGACACUCGACGCUUCUGUCUUGAAAGACAUGGCGAUGGAACAGUACAUUGACGAAGUGCUGAAGCGCGAAGGCCCCAGGGGUUUGAUGCUGGCGGGGGCUGUGGCGCCUCCCACGGAGAACUUGCCCAAAACCCUAGACAAGCGGGUUUUGUUGAAUUGGGGCUGGCGUUCUCGGUUUGCCCCGCUUCAAGGGUUUGGGGUUUCGGGGGCGGGCUGCGGCGACGGCGACGGCUUUGACGCUUCGAGUCCUGAAAGCUGUGCUUUGCAUGCAGUGGCAUCAUGUGCUGAGGGUUUAGGGUUUAGGGUGAUUCACCGGUUUCUGGGGGAGUGGGCCUUCGACCGCAGCCGCAGCAGCAGCAUGUCCCCCAUUACUGAGCAGCUGGGGGUUCCGUGGUUUAUAAGAAGUGCUGUGGAAACCCUAAACCCUAAAAUUAAAUAUUCUCUCGAAGACAAACACGGAGUUCCCGAGUUCGCCAUCACCACCACCCUCACUGCCGGCGUCUCCAAGGCACGAGGGUUUAGGACGGUGCGGCUGAACCUGGGCGGCGCUGCAGUGGAGGCUGAAGACGAAGACGUGGGGGCCUGGAGCAGCAGCAGCAAACUGGAAGGAAAUCUUUUGAAGACAAUUCAAAGAAAUGCAGCACAAAAAGCCACUCUUUUCGAGACUCGCGAGAUCAAACCCGACGGACACGUAAUCAUCAGCAGCAGCAGCAGCAGCAGCAGCAGCAGCAGCAGCAGCAGCAGCAGCAGCAGCAGCAGCAGCAGCAGCGGCGGCGGCGGCGGGGGGAGCAGCGGCAGCAGCGCGCGCGCAGGGGCGCUUCUGCUGCAGCCUGGGGCUCAGCAGACUCAAGGCAUGGAGACUGACGCGCUGUGGUACCGCGUGACUUUGCGCAAAGAAGGUCUUCCUGGAGAAGUCUCUGCUGUCCGCGUCUUCAAAAGAAUUUCCGGGCCCCCCCCGGGACUCUGCGAUGGAGGCCCUGAAGCAGCAGCAGACUCGGAAGGUUCUGCCUCUACAGCUCCCUCGCCCGCGAAGCCGCUAGAAGGGGAGGAGGCGCAGCAGCAGCAGCAGCAGCAGCAGCAGCAGCAGCAGCAAGAGCAGCAGCAAACGGAGAAGCAACAGCAGCAACAAGAGCAGCAGCAAGAUCAGCAGCAGCAGCAGCAGCAGCAGCAGCAGCAGGAAGAGGAGCAGAAGCCGGAGCAGCCGCUGCCGGCCUGGCACAGAUUCAAAUCCCGGGGCAAGGCAAUAGGGGCGGAGGUGCAGUGGAUCGUGGACCACCUGGAGGACAGCAGCUGCUUCCAGAAGACAGGAGGCCGGGGCUUUGAAACUUUCAAAAGUGAUCGCUACAGAUUCAAAGUUGCUGCUGCGCAGCAAGUUGCUGCAGCAGAGCAGCCGCCGCUGCUGGGCGUGGGGCGCAUCAACUUGGGCGCGGUGCCGCUGCAGCGCUGCAUCGACUUCCUCUCCACCCCCGAAAACAAGAUGAAAUUCGACUCUUCUUCCAACAAAGUCUUCACAAUUGCAAACGACGGAGACUUUUCCCUCGUCUACCAAUCCUUCAAAGGCCAGUGGGGCUUUUCGGGAAGAGAUUUUGUCAUUGCCUGUUGGAGCGUAAAAGUGAGCGAAGACAGGACGAUUUUGUGCUGCGAGUCUGUGGACUGGAAAGAGCCAAUAGAAGGCCAAGUCCCCGACUUAGUCCGCGGCGUGCUGCAGCUGGCGGGCUAUGACCUGCAGCGGCAGCAAAACGGAGAUGUGCUGCUGAGCUUUUGCGUCCAGGCUGACUUGAAGACAGCUGGUGUGCCGGAGUGGAUAAACAGCAGAGUGAAGGCGGAGCAGCUGACAGUGGUGCGGCUCGUGUCUGGGGUCCCUCCGGAGUCAGCGCGACUUCAGCUUUCUGCACAGCAGCAGAACUUGUCUCCUCUCGUGCUGCAGCACAGCAGCAAAUCUUGUCUGCCCUUUUGCUGCUGCGCAGCAGCAGGUCUUUUCACAGAAGUUCUGGAGAGCAGUCCUUUAAGUGCUGAGCCCCUGGAGCUGAACAUUAACAGAGUCUCUCUCAACGUUUCUGCGCAGACCCUGGACGAGGUUAGCCGCGGGCUGCAGGUGCAGCUAAUAGAACCUGCUGCUUCUUCAAAAGAAGCUGCUGCAGUUUUGGCAGCAAAAACUUUAAGUUUAAUUCCCCUUAUUCAUGAGCAGCAAAAGAUAGCAGCAAAAGUGCUGCUGUGUCCCGCAGCAGCAGCAGCAAACCCGCCAGCAGCAGCGGACCAGGCCGUUGCUGACGCAAAGCAGCAGCAGCAGCGGCAGCAGCAGCAGCAGCAGCAGCAGCAGCAGCGGCACCGGCAGGAACAAGCGGCUGCUGCGGCGAAAGGGACACCCAAAGACCAGCCCAGCUCCCCAACUGCAGCGGGAGCAGCAGCAGCAGCAGCAGCAUCUGCUGCUGCUGCUGCUGCUGCUGCUGCUGCAAGCCAGGCAGCAGCAAAAAUUGAAGUAGAAAUCACAGUGGAGGCCUCGGCGUUGCUGGGGGCCCCAGAAGACAGCCAAGACUGGAACGUGUUCACUGUGUCGGCUGAGGGCGCGCAUUCCUUGCCAGAGCUUGUCCGCAACUUUUCGGCUGAUAGCGAAUCUCACCCAUUUACGUACUCUCUGCUGCUGCUGGAUGGCUGCCUCGACGGCGGCCACCUCCACCUGCCUGAGAGGCCCCCCCAGAGGCCCCAUGAUGAAAAACCCUCAGGGGCCCACCAGGGGGGCCCCCCGGGAAGGUCUAGGGGAAGGGGGGCCCACGGGGGCCCCCCGGGGGGCCCCCCGGGGGCCCCCAGCACUCCCAAGGGGGCCCCGGGGGCCCCCGCAGCAGCUGGGGGCCCCCCUGGGGGGCCCCCCGGGGGGGCCCCCACUGCCCCUGGGGGCCCCCCUGGGGGCCCCCCUGGGGGCCCCCAAGGGGGGCCCCCCGGGGGCCCCGGGGGGCCCCCCGCAGGCAGCGAAGCUGAAGAUGGGGCUGCUGCAGCGGCACAGAAACCCUCGAUUGCGUGGAAGGGCCGCGAAAGCGAGGACUCGAAUGUUUCGCUGCCCGCGUGGAGGCAGCUAGCAGCAAAAGCUUGGGUCCCUCUCGAAGCUUUUAGAAAAGGGCAGCAGCAACAGCAGCAACAGGAGCAGCAGCAGCAACAGCAGCAGCAGCAGCAGCAGCAGCAAGACCCUUUCGAGGCAUCAGGAGCAGUUCUCACACUCUCUGUGUCCAUAUAUCGCCCCCUCAGGCCGCUCUUUCCCGAAAUGCCAUCGGCGCUUCGCCUGCUCUCAGCAGAAGCGGAAGCAGCAGCUAGCAGCCAUGCUGCUGCUGUUUCUUCUGUUGCUGCAAGGAGUCUGGCUUUGGUUGCAGACUCGGUGUGGCAGCUGCUGCCUGCUGCAGCAGCAGGCGACCCCGCAGCAGCAGCAGCAGCAGCAGCAGAAGUGGGGCUGGAGCAGCUGGCGCUCCAGGUGUACAGCCACCUCAAGACACAAGGCCACCUCGCAGAAGUUGAGCAGCAGCUGCAGCAGCUGCUGCGGCAGGCAGUGCGGGACAGGGUGCGGGCAGACGCGCUGCUUGCUGCUGCAGUCCGCAGCAGCAGCAGCAGCAGCAGCAGCAGCAGCUCCGGGACCGCCAAGCUGCAGCAGCAGCAGCAAAGAAGCAUUGUCCUCGCUGAGUGCUAUGCUGCUCUCUCGGAAGCGCUCGACACCGAGAUCGCAACGAGUGUCAAAUCAGCAGCAGCAAAGGCCGAAUAUGCUCGCCUUUUCCUUGCCCCAGAUGAGCCUAGCGAAGCAGAAGCUGCAGCAGCAGCAGCGUCUGCAGCAGCAACAGCAGCAGCAACAACAGCAGCACUAGCAGCAAAAUUCCAAGGCAAACCCCUGGAGAACUCUUCCCCCUGCGCACCGACCCAAGAAAUAUCUAGAGCAGCAGCAGCAGCAGCAGAAGCAGCAUCGAGAGCGCCACCCGCUGAAGCAGCAGCAGCAGCAGCAGCAGCAGCAGCAGCAGCAGCAGCAGCAGCAGAGAGUUGCAAAGAAGAGUCUGAAUAUGAGCGUCUGCGUCGCCUUUGCUUCGAGUCCGAAGUAAUUGGAGACUAUGACGCAGCCAUUAGUUACCACAAGCAGCUGCUGCUGCUGCAGCCAGCAGCAGCAGCAGCAGCAGCAGCAGCAGCAGCAGCAACUGGGGAUCCGCAGCUGCACGUGGAGUUUGCCUCGCUGCUGCUGCGCGCCAAUCAAGCCAACAAAGAAGCAGCAGAAAUUGCUUUGCUGCAGGCUGUCAGCAAAUUCGGGGGGCUGCAGCAGACCCCUAUCGAGACCCUCUUAAUGCUAGGCUGUCUCCUCCUUGACUGCAACAAACCGAGUGACGCCCAGGGCAUCUUUUCAGUAGCAGUGAAUAGGCAGCUGCUGCUGCUGCAGCAGCAGCAGCAGCAGCAGCAGCAGCAGCAGCAGCAGCAGCAGCAGCAGACGGCAGAGCUCGCCCAGCAGCAGCCCGAGGCCGCGCCCGCUCGCGCUUCCUCGACAUCAGACUCUACUGCUGCUGUUGCUGGCAGCAACCACCAGCAGCAGCAGCAGCAGGAGCAGCAGCAGCAGCAGCAGCAGCAGCAGCAGCAGCAGCAGCCAGACCCCCCCUUGUCUUUGUGCUUCUUUUGUCUUUCUCUCUCUUACUUGCUCGGAGGAGACAUGAGCCGUUUCGAAGCAGCAUUUGCCCUCGCGCUGCAGCCUGCUGCUUUCUACCUGCAGCAGCAGCAGCAGCAGCAGCAGCUGCUGCAGCAGCUGCAGCUGCUGCAGCUGAAGCAGGCAGAGCCAACGCCGGCAGACAAUAAAGCCGCCACCCAGCAGCAGCAGCAGCAGCAGCAGCAGCAGCAGCUACAGCAGCAAAGACUGUGGACUGAGUGGACGCAGCAAGAGAUCAACCAGCAGUUUCCGAGCCUGCCAGAGGCCUGGCUGCUGCAGCUCGAAGAAGGGCCUGGAGGUUUGCUGCUGCUGCUGCUGCUGCUGCUGUGCAAGUGGGGUUUGGGGGAACUCGUGCUGCGGCUGCUGCGGGAGCCUUCUUUGCUGCCUGCUGCUGCCAGCAGCAGCAAACUGCUGCUGCUCUGCGAAGCCCAGGCCCUCAUGCUCUGCAAGG
Molecule: messenger RNA, 6244 nt
Organism: Eimeria necatrix
Lineage: Eukaryota; Apicomplexa; Conoidasida; Eucoccidiorida; Eimeriidae
Exons: 22
Molecular function (GO): lipid binding
Source: RefSeq, a predicted model, not a curated record